AUGGCGGCCACGGAGGGGAUGGAAAAGGUUUAUGGAGGAGGCUAUGGCAAAAGGGCCGGGGGGGGUGGAUACGGACACGGUCAUGGGGGACACGGUGGCGGGUAUGGCAAAGGACAUGGGGACACGGCGGCGGAUAUGGGGAAGGACAUGGAGGUCAUGGCGGCGGAUAUGGCAAAGGACAUGGAGGCCACGGGGGCGGAUAUGGCAAAGGACAUGGCGGCGGCGGAUACGGACAUGGGGGACAUGGCGGCGGAGGAUACGGACAUGGAGGACACGGAGGGAUACCACUAG
Molecule: messenger RNA, 291 nt
Organism: Penaeus monodon (black tiger shrimp)
Lineage: Eukaryota; Metazoa; Arthropoda; Malacostraca; Decapoda; Penaeidae
Product: ATP-dependent RNA helicase DBP2-like
Exons: 2
Coding region: 1-291 (96 amino acids)
Source: RefSeq, a predicted model, not a curated record